Molecule: messenger RNA, 501 nt
Organism: Paramuricea clavata
Lineage: Eukaryota; Metazoa; Cnidaria; Anthozoa; Malacalcyonacea; Plexauridae
Source: the annotation of a GenBank genome assembly
AUGGCUGCUAAAUUUGAAGUCUUAACAUCUGAUGUUCACAAUUUAAAAACUGAGAAAUUUGAUUUGUUGGCUGCUGAAAUUGAUGACUUAAAAAGUAAAGACUCCUAUGCUAUUGGCGAUGAGCUAAAGAGUGAAAUUAAUCGACUUAAACUCGAAAAUACUUCGCUUCUUGAGAGAAACCUCAAUCUGUUAUGCACUGUCUCAGAUUUUAAUACCAAAAUUAAGGAUUUAGAGAAUGACAAAAUGAGCCUAAUGACAGCCAUUAAGUUACUCCAGGUUGAUGUUAAUGUUCAAGGGGAAACCACAGGAUCUUGGACAGAAAUCAGAAGUAAUAAGAAGGCUGAAUCCAAACAUCCAACGGACAGUUCGAAUGCAAGUAGAUCUUCGGUAAUCACUGUUGACGAUUUGUUCGAUGAUAAACCUAAAGGCCCCUCGGCGAGAGUUAAUACAAACAGGUUUUCCCUACUUAGCGUGGAAGGAACAGACACCAGUGCCAAUGAG